Molecule: messenger RNA, 888 nt
Organism: Paraphaeosphaeria sporulosa
Lineage: Eukaryota; Fungi; Ascomycota; Dothideomycetes; Pleosporales; Didymosphaeriaceae
Exons: 2
Coding region: 1-888 (295 amino acids)
Source: RefSeq, a predicted model, not a curated record
AUGCUGCUCCACGCACUGCUCCUCUCCGCUCUUGCAGCUCUUGUCAGUGCAGACUGCUACUCACACGACAGGAUAAAAGCGCAAGACUCCAAGUAUUACAUUGGUCCAGAACUCGUUUCCUGCGGCAACGGAACAGAUAAUUGCUGUCUUGCCGAGCAAAAGUGCGGGAGCAAUCUUCUCUGCGUCGAUGGAAGUGGCGGGGUGUCGCGCCAGUACUGCGACAAUGCCGCGUGGAUCGGAUGCUCUGACAUGUGCGCUGGCAACGAUGCUGCGGGCGUGAGCAUCCAUGACUGCGGCGACAACAUCUACUGCUGCGGCGUGAACACCGAGGACGCGUGCUGCACCGACGAGCGCGCGUUCUACGUAGAUCCAGACGAUGGCGGUGUCACUCAGACGACGGUGGCUGCGAAGACAAAGGCGCCGAGGUGGUUUACGGUGGAUUCGUCGUCGCUGCUGGCGAGUAUGUCGAGUGCGUCAAGUAGCUUGGCGAGUUCGACGCCAUCUUCGACGCCUGCGUCAACAUCCGCUCCCGCAGCGACGACAGCGAGUUCAGCAUCUUCAGCUACUCCUACUCCCACGGAGACUGCGAAAGGCUCGUCUGGGAUCUCUGGUGGCGCAGGCGCAGGCAUAGGAAUUGGCGCUGCGGCAGGCAUCGCACUGGUCGCUGCACUCAUGUGGUUCCUCCUGCGGAAGAAAAAGCAGAAUGCUUCUCGCGGUGCAGUGAGCGGAACCACUGACUACCCAAUCGGCAAGUCCGGACCGCAGCCGGAAUACUAUGCACACAACGUAGAGCUGGACAACGGGAACCUCGUAUCGCAGGAGCUCGAUGGCGGGAAUUCUCGACAUGAAUUGGCAACCCACGCACCAAAGACGUAUCCAGGGUUGUGA